Messenger RNA from Manis pentadactyla (Chinese pangolin), 1861 nucleotides. It is a transcript of the gene MARCKS, whose product is annotated as myristoylated alanine rich protein kinase C substrate. The record is from RefSeq and is a predicted model, not a curated record. Gene Ontology annotation, molecular function: actin filament binding; calmodulin binding. Gene Ontology annotation, biological process: actin filament organization; central nervous system development. The coding region runs from base 408 to 1358 and encodes 316 amino acids. Lineage: Eukaryota; Metazoa; Chordata; Mammalia; Pholidota; Manidae. The transcript has 2 exons. Gene Ontology annotation, cellular component: actin filament bundle; cytoplasm; plasma membrane.
GAGCCCAUUCAUCUGUGCACUUGGGCGUUGGACCCCGCAUCUUAUUAGCAACCAGGGAGAUUUCUCCAUUUUCCUCUUGUCUACAGUGCGGCUACAAAUCUGGAAUUUUUUUAUUACUUCUUUUUUUUUUAAAACUACACUUGGGCUCCUUUUUUGUGCCUGACUUUUCCACCUUUUUCCCUCCCUCCUGCGCUGCUGCUUUUUUACCUCUUCGACCAAAAUUUUUUUAUCCGGAGUGUAUUUAAUCGGUCCUGUUCUGUCCUCACCACCCCCACAUCCCCCCCCCCCUCUGGUGUGUGUGCCGCCGCCGCUGCCGCCGCCGCCGCUGCUCGCCCCGUCGUUACACCAGCCCGAAGCUCUUUGUUCACCUCUUGGAUCUGUUGAGUUUCUUUGUUGAAGAAGCCAGCAUGGGUGCCCAGUUCUCCAAGACCGCUGCGAAGGGAGAAGCUGCCGCAGAGAGGCCCGGGGAGGCGGCUGUGGCCUCGUCGCCUUCCAAAGCGAAUGGACAGGAAAACGGCCACGUGAAGGUAAACGGCGACGCUUCUCCCGCGGCCGCCGAGCCCGGCGCCAAGGAGGAGCUGCAGGCCAACGGCAGCGCUCCGGCCGCCGACAAGGAGGAGCCCGCUGCCCCGGGCAGCGGGGCGGCGGGGAGAGAGGAGCCGGUGGCCGCCGCCGCCGCUGCCGCCGCCGCCGAGGCCGGCCCCGCGGAGGGGGAGGCCGCCGCGGAGGGGGAGGCCGCCGAGCCCGGUUCGCCCGCGGCCGCGGAGGGGGAGGCCGCAUCGGCCACCUCCUCCACGUCUUCGCCCAAGGCCGAGGACGGCGCCACGCCCUCCCCCAGCAACGAGACCCCGAAAAAAAAAAAGAAGCGCUUUUCCUUCAAGAAGUCUUUCAAGCUGAGCGGCUUCUCCUUCAAGAAGAACAAGAAGGAGGCGGGAGAGGGCGGUGACGCCGAGGGCGCAGCGGGCGUCGCGGCCGAAGGCGGCAAGGACGAGGCUGCCGCCGAAGCGGGCGCAGCCCCUGGGGAGCAGGCGGCGGCGCUGGGCGAGGAGGCCGCGGAGGCCGCGGCGGGGGGCGACCCGCAGGGGUCUGAGCCCGAGGAGGCCGCCGCCGCGCCCGAGAAGCAGCCAGCCGGCGAGGAGGCCAGGGCCACCGAGGAGCCCGGCAAGGCCGAAGGGGAGGCCGGGGAGGCCGGCCCCGCUACCUGCGAGGCGCCGUCCGCCGCGGGGCCCGGCGCGCCCGCGGAGCAGGAGGCGGCCCCCGCGGAGGAGGCCUCGGCCUCGUCAGCCUGCGCGGCGCCCUCACCGGAGGCUCAGCCCGAAUGCAGUCCAGAAGCCCCCCCGGCGGAGGCGGCAGAGUAGAAGGGCAAGAUUGUUUUGAGAUAAUCGAAGAACUUUUCUCCCCCGUUUGUUUGUUGGAGUGGUGCCAGGUACUGGUUUUGGAGAACUUGUCUACAACCAGGGAUUGAUUUUAAAGAUGUCUUUUUUUAUUUUCCUUUUUUUAAGCAGCAAAUUUUGUUUUUUCCCCUCCCACAGAUCCCAUCUCACAUCAUUCUGUUACCACCAUUCCAACAGGUCGAGGAGAGCUUAAACACCUUCCUCUGCCUUGUUCCUCUUUUAUUUUUUUUUUUGCAUCAGUAUUAAUGUUUUUUGCCUACUUUGCAUCUUUAUUCAAAAAUGUAAACUUUCUCUGUCAAUCUAUGGACAUGCCCAUAUAUAUAUGAAGGAGAUGGGUGGGUCAAAAAGGGAUAUCAGAUGAAGUGAUAGGGGCCACGAAGGGGAAAUUCAAGUGGUACAUAACAUUGCCAAGAGUAAGGUGCCACUAGAAAUGAUGAUGUAAAGGCUGUCUUUUUUUCUUUUUUUUU